Messenger RNA from Trematomus bernacchii (emerald rockcod), 1054 nucleotides. RefSeq lists its product as uncharacterized. NCBI's taxonomy places the organism in Eukaryota, Metazoa, Chordata, Actinopteri, Perciformes, Nototheniidae. The record is from RefSeq and is a predicted model, not a curated record. The coding region runs from base 1 to 954 and encodes 317 amino acids. The transcript is spliced from 7 exons.
AUGGAUGUACCCCGGCCUUUUCUUCUCCUCCUGUGUGCCCUCCACCUGACCUUGACCGGAGUGUUUAGUAAACACAUAGAUCACAGAAACCUGAUCACACAGAGGCUGUGCUGCAAGAGACAGAGCCACUUUGUCUACAUUGGAGAAGACAUCUCUGGGAGUCCUGUCAGUGUGGAUGUGGGGGUGUGCAGGUCGCACUGUGGGGGGGCACCCAGGCCCUCACAUGAAGCAGGGCAGCAGGAAUACUCCAGACAUUCCUCAAUGCUGGAAUUUCUCAGGAGUAAGAAAACGAGGGCGCGCGGACCCUCAGCUCCAGAGAGCCCCGGGCCGCAGGGCCAGCUGCCCUCCUGCGGGAUGAACCAGGUGUGUGAGCCGACCGGGGUGCGCGUGGACCGGCUGCUGCUGCUGGAGGGACCCCGCGAGGUGGAGAUCAUCCAGGAGUGCCAGUGCGAGAUCAAGCUGACCCAGUGCCUCCGCGUGCCCGCGCUCAGGACCUACUACAGCGAGACACCGUAUGAGGCUGUCCUGGACGUGGGAGGCUGCUCCCGGUCCAAGGGUUCACCAGAGGGAUUCUCCUGUGUUCCCACUAAGUUUGACUCAGAGUUGGUGGAAACCCCAAACAAAGUGGAGCUGAUCCAGACAGUGGUGUCCUGUGAGCUGAAAGAAAGCUGCUACAGGGUCCCAUACAUGGAGUAUCACUAUGAAGUAGUCCACAACGAUGGAGUCAAAGAGGAGAGACUUAAAGAAAUAGACGUUGGCAGAUGUUUGGGAGGCUGCACUACAGGAACCCGAUGCCUUCUCAGAAAUCAAUCUGAUCCAGCAGUUUGCCACUUGUGGGCUGAAAAACAGUCCAGCUCAUGUGUUCCUGAGGGCUAUGAGACCCACAGCUUCCUCGACCAGCAUGGACAGAUACGCACUAUCCUCUCCAUCAUAUCCUGCCUUUGUCAAAACUGACCACAGCGCCCCCUACUGGAAACCUCUUCAAAUCCCUUCUCAGGAGUUUUCAACAGUCCAUUGUCGACCCCACCAAAAACUCUGACAUCCGUUUAAGAAU